AUGAGCUACAUGAAAAAAGAUGAAGAUGCGGACCAGGUCAUGAUCAAACUUGAUCGGACCUCGGUGUUCCAAGAUGCACGACUAUUCAAUUCCUCUCCUAUCUCACCGCGAACAUGCCGAACCCUAUUGACCAAGAUCGCGGUCCUCCUCUUCACUGAGGAGCAAUUCCCAACCAACGAAGCCACAACCCUCUUCUUCGGUAUCUCGAAGCUGUUCCAAAACAAGGAUCCCUCGCUGCGACAGAUGGUGUAUCUGAUUCUGAAGGAGCUUGCGGGCACUGCGGAAGAUGUCAUCAUGUCGACCAGUAUCAUCAUGAAGGACACUGCCGUUGGCAGCGACGUUCUCUACCGGGCCAACGCUAUUCGGGCGCUGUGCCGCAUCAUCGAUGGAUCCACCGUCCAGGGCAUUGAGCGACUCAUCAAGACUGCCAUUGUCGACAAGACUCCCUCAGUCUCCUCCGCUGCCUUGGUUUCGUCUUACCACCUCCUGCCCGUUGCUCGCGAUGUCGUUCGGAGAUGGCAGAGUGAGACCCAGGAAGCCGCUUCAUCUUCAAAGCAGUCGACCGGUUUCCUAGGCUUCUCAUCUGGCUCUCAGGCCCACGCCAUCUCCCAGUCGAACUUUAUGACACAAUACCACGCAAUUGGUCUUUUGUACCAAAUGCGCUCGCAUGAUCGCAUGGCGCUGGUGAAGAUGGUUCAGCAAUAUGGUGCCGCAGGCGUUGUCAAGAGCCCUGCUGCUCUGGUUCUGCUGGUUCGUCUGGCGGCUAAGCUUGCAGAGGAGGAUCCUGGUCUCCGGAAACCCAUGAUGCAGAUGUUGGAUAGCUGGCUCCGUCACAAGCACGAGAUGGUCAACUUCGAGGCUGCAAAGGCCAUCUGCGACCUCCGAGAUGUCACCGACGCCGAGGCAUCCCAGGCUGUCCAUGUCCUUCAGCUGUUCCUGUCUUCCCCGCGCUCUAUCACUAAGUUCGCCGCCAUUCGCAUCCUCCACAACUUCGCCUCCUUCAAGCCGCAAGUCGUCAACGUCUGCAACCCCGAUAUUGAGUCGCUCAUCUCCAAUACCAACCGCUCUAUCGCCACCUUUGCUAUUACUACCUUGCUUAAGACCGGUAACGAGGCUAGUGUCGAUCGCUUGAUGAAGCAGAUCUCGGGUUUCAUGGCCGAUAUCACCGAUGAGUUUAAGAUCACCAUCGUUGAGGCCAUCCGCACAUUGUGUCUCAAGUUCCCCAGCAAGCAGGCCGGUAUGCUUGUUUUCCUGAGCGGCAUUCUGCGUGACGAGGGUGGCUACGAGUUCAAGCGCACUGUUGUGGAGAGUAUGUUCGAUCUGAUCAAGUUUGUUCCCGAGAGCAAGGAAGAGGCUCUUGCUCAUCUUUGCGAAUUUAUUGAGGACUGCGAGUUCACCAAGCUGUCUGUCCGCGUUCUGCAUCUGCUUGGUGUCGAGGGUCCCAAGACCUCGCACCCCACCAAGUACAUCCGCUAUAUCUAUAACCGUGUCGUGUUGGAGAACGCCAUUGUGCGUGCCGCUGCCGUCACUGCUCUGGCCAAGUUUGGUGUUGGCCAAACUGACCCCGAGGUCAAGUCCAGUGUUCAAGUUCUUCUCACCCGUUGCCUCGACGACACCGACGAUGAGGUUCGCGAUCGUGCUGCCCUCAAUCUGCGCUUGAUGGGUGCAGAUGAUACUAUGGCUGGGCCGUUCAUCAAAAACGGUAAGAAGACUGACAUCCCUCUCCAAACACAAUUUUUACUGACAGACCCAGACUCCAUGUACUCUCUUUCCACCUUUGAGCACCAACUUGUCAUGUACGUGACCUCGAACGACAAGCAGACCUUCGCUGCCGCCUUUGAUGUUUCUUCUGUCCCCGUUGUCAGCCACGAGCAGGCCUUGGCCGAGGAGCGGACCAAGAAGCUCACUUCCGCCACACCCACCCUCAAGGCCCCUUCGGCCGGUCCUACGAAGAGCAAGGCGAACGGCGCUACAGAGGCAAACAGUGCGGCUGCUACCCAGAAGUAUGCCGAGCAGCUCAUGCAACACCCCGAUAUCAAGGAAUACGGCACCUUGCUCAAAUCUUCCGGUCCUGUCGAGCUUUCUGAGAGUGAGACUGAGUAUGUUGUGACUGCUGUCAAGCACAUUUUCAAGGAGCACAUCGUUGUGCAAUAUGAUAUUAAGAACACCCUUCCCGAUACCGUCCUUGAAAACGUGACUGUGGUCGCGACGCCAGAAGAGGAGGAUGUUCUGGAGGAUGAUUUCAUGAUCCCAGCCCCCAAGCUUUCGCCCAACGAGCCUGGCGUUGUCUACGCUGCCUUCAAGAAACUUGGUGGCGAGCACAGUGUCCCGAUCUCUUCCUUUACCAAUAUCCUGAAGUUCACUAGCAAGGAGAUCGAUCCUAACACUGGCGAGCCCGAGGAUGAAGGCUACGAUGACGAGUACCAGGUGGAAGACCUCGAGCUCACUGGUAGCGAUUACGUUAUUCCCACUUUUGCUGGCAGCUUCGACCACGUUUGGGAGCAGACUGGCGCUAAUGGCGAAGAGGAGAGUGAGACUCUGCAAUUGAGCAACAUGAAGAGUAUUAUCGAUGCCACGGAGCAACUGAUCGCUGCCCUUUCCCUUCAGCCUCUGGAAGGAACCGAUGUUGCUCUCAACAACAGCACACACACCCUGAAGCUCUUCGGUAAGACCGUCUCCGGUGGCCGGGUGGCCGCUCUCAUCAAGAUGGCAUUCUCGAGCAAGAGCGGCGUCACAACCAAGAUCACUGUCCGGGCAGAAGAAGAGGGAGUUGCUGCUGCGGUGCUUGCCUCUGUCACUUAA
Penicillium manginii is the source of this 2802-nucleotide messenger RNA. Its product is annotated as coatomer subunit gamma. The transcript is spliced from 3 exons. Lineage: Eukaryota; Fungi; Ascomycota; Eurotiomycetes; Eurotiales; Aspergillaceae. Gene Ontology annotation, cellular component: Golgi membrane; endoplasmic reticulum; COPI vesicle coat. Gene Ontology annotation, molecular function: structural molecule activity. The coding region runs from base 1 to 2802 and encodes 933 amino acids. The record is from RefSeq and is a predicted model, not a curated record. Gene Ontology annotation, biological process: intracellular protein transport; endoplasmic reticulum to Golgi vesicle-mediated transport; protein secretion.